AUGCCUCCUAGCAACAACCAGCUCUCGAUUCCUUUCCGAAAAUCAACCCAGCUCUCCAUCUCGACGGCCAUCCGCCAGUACAUCUCCAAGAAAUAUGACCAGCACCCGGAUAUGUUCCGUCAUGACCUCGAGGUCAUUGAUGCCCUCCGCAGAGAUGCGGUCAACAUCCGUGAGGCCCACGCCAGCGGCAUCAAGAAGCUUCAGGCCUACGCUGCCCAGCUCGUCUGGAUAUCGGGCAAAUUUCCCAUCGACAUCGGCGCAGACUUCACCUGGUAUCCUGCUCUAGGCUACAAUACAGAGCGACCUCUCGUCCAGAACAACCUCAAGUACGAGCUCAUGAGCGUCCUGUUCAAUCUCGCAGUGCUAUACUCCCAGCUCGCCCUUGCCUCGAAUCGCUCCAACACCGAGGGCCUGAAGACUGCUGCCAACUAUUUCAGCCAGGCGGCAGGCGUCUGCAAACAUAUGAAGGAUGUGGUCCUUCCCGAGCUGCGGAUGUCUGCGGCUCCCGAGGACAUGGACGAGAGCACCCUGGAUUCCCUGAUGCACCUGCAGCUGGCACAAAGUCAGGAGUGUUUCUGGCAGAAGGCAGUAAUAGACGGCUACAAGGAUGCCUCGAUAUCCAAAGUUGCUGCCAGAGUGAGCGACCUGUACAACCUGGCGGGCGAGGCCGCCAUGAAGAGCGAGACCAUCAGCAGUGCUUGGAUCCAUCAUAUGAGUGCAAAACACCACCACUUUGCGGCAGCUGCGCAGUACCGGGCUGCCUGCGACUGUCUCGAGAAGCGCAAGUACGGCGAGGAAGUGGCCCGGCUCAUGGACGCUGUGACAUGUGUGAACGAAGGGCUGAAAGAGAGCAGAGGCGGAUACUUGAGUAAAGCUGUAUUGGAUGAUCUGAAUGGGUUGAAGAAGAGGGUGGAGGAAGACUUGAAGAGGGCAGAGAAGGACAACGAUCUGAUCUACCUGAAUCACGUCCCUUCGAAAUCCGAACUCAAAAUCCUGGACCGCGCCAACAUGGCUGUCGCUCGUGUUCCCGCAGAAGUCGCCAACCCUACUGAGCACCUUGGUGACCAUGCCGAAUUCGGGGCACCUUUGUUCAGCAAGUUGGUCCCAUACUCUGUUCACGUCGCAGUAUCUAUCUACGAGGAGAGGAGAGACCGUCUGGUCAACCAGAAUAUCAUCCAGGAACUUGAAGUUCUGAACGAGAAGCUCCAUGAGAUUCUUUCUUCUCUAAAUCUACCCGGAUCUCUCCAAGCGUUGGAAAAGCCUCUCGGUCUCCCCGGCACUUUGGUGCAGCAUGCCGAGGAGAUUCGGCAGGCGGAUGCACUCAGCAGGAUACAGAGGAGCUUCGCCGACAUCGACAAGCUCAGAGCGAGCGAUCGCGCUGUCUUCGACGAGGGCAAGUCGCUGCUGGCAAGCGAGGAGGAAGACGACCAGCGCUUGAGGAUGAAGUAUGGCACUCAACGAUGGAUGCGGCCGGCAAGUCAAGAGGAUCCCCAAGGUGCCAAAUUAUGGAAGCAGGCCACCGACGUUGAAGGGUAUUUUGCUUCAAGCACCUCCAGUGAUGCCGUAGUGCGAGACAAAUACCUUGCCGUGGAGAGCACCCUGUCCAUUCUGGCCGGGUCUGACCGCAGCUUGAUGGACGCUAUCCCACAGAGCCGAAAGACCGAGAUUCCAGAGACUAUCAAGCCUGCGUUGGGCAGGCUGCGUGGUGUUUUCAACGAUAUACAGCGUCUUGAGUCAAGACGCCGGCGCCGUGCCGAGGCUCUGCGGGAGAAGGCCAAGGCGGAUGACAUCAAACCAGAUAUCAUGAAGGAGGCUGGACGACUGGAACGGACGUACCCCAACACACAGAUUGUGCCCGCACAUUUCGAGGAGUUUUUUGAAAAGCGUCUUGACAGCAUGUACGAAGCAGACCUGCAGCAGAUCGAGAAGGAAGCGGCAGAGCAGGAGAAGAUGCUGGCGGACGUGACGCGGGCGAACAGGGAUUUUGAGGCUCAGAAGAAGACCGCAGGCGACAGAGGCAACAGGGAGAGAGAGGCGGCCCUCCAGACACUCGAUAAUGCAUACUACAAGUACAAGGAGAUUGUGAGCAACGUGGAGGUGGGCAGGAAAUUCUAUAACGACCUGAGCAAGAUUGUUGGGUCGUUCAGAGAUCGAUGUCGCGAUUGGGUCGCGGAGAGGAGGAAGGAUGCCAGGGCCUUGGAGGAGUACCAACAACCACCAGCCCAGGCCGCAUAUCAGUCUCCCACGGGCCCACCACAAUCAUUCUAUCACAAUACUGUCCCGGCUCCUGUUGCGCCAGUGUCGCCGCCCGCGGAGGCCCGUAUACAGUCAUGGGCUCGGGAGGAUGACGCACAGCCGCCAGAGCAACCUCAACCACGGGCCAUGCCCCCCCUCCAGGCUAUGUGGCAACCAGGCAUGGGCAUCAAGUUCGCACCGUCGUCGGCUCCUGGUGGGGGUGGACAACCCCCUGGCCAGGGUGCAAAUGGUUCUGUCGGAGGCAAAUGGGAUCCUAGUUCUGGGAUUCGAUUUGGAUGA
Molecule: messenger RNA, 2535 nt
Organism: Cryphonectria parasitica EP155
Lineage: Eukaryota; Fungi; Ascomycota; Sordariomycetes; Diaporthales; Cryphonectriaceae
Exons: 4
Coding region: 1-2535 (844 amino acids)
Cellular component (GO): endosome
Molecular function (GO): protein binding
Source: RefSeq, a predicted model, not a curated record